AUGGAAUCCAAGUCCUGGAAAAGCGUGUCAAAAGAGAGCCAAGCCUCGUCAGGGCAAACGCUCUUAGGCGACGAUCCCCCGCCAGGGAGGUGGGUAGAGCCAGCGGUGGAACACUCGGAUCUGCGACUAGUGCGCGAUGACAUCUCUAUGGAUAUAUUUCUAGUGGCCGCUGCAGAGCUGGCCGAGAGAUUUACCUAUCGGUCGGUAUCAGCACCAAUACAGAACUAUAUUCAGAAUCCCCGGGACGAUCCAUCGCACCCGGGAGCACUGGGAAUGGGCCAGACAAUAGCGACGAGCAUCAACUACAUUUUUGUUACAUGGUGCUACCUAUCUCCGGUUCUAAUGGGUAUCAUAGCAGAUAGCUUUCUGGGUCGGUUCAAAACUAUCAUUCUAGGAACUGGACUAUCGGCAGGCGGGGUAUUGAUUUUAUUUGCCACUUCUCUCCCAGGGAGUCUGGAGAACGGAGCUGGUUUCCCCGGGCUUGUGGCCGCGUUGAUCUUGAUCGGGCUGGGAACCGGUGCUAUCAAGAGCAAUGUUGGACCACUGAUUGCAGAGCAGUAUCAGUCUAUCGGGCCGCGCGUGAAGACCUUGCCAGAUGGUGAACAGGUUCUGGUAGACCCAAACAUUACUAUCCAGGCGAUAUAUGCCCGAUAUUACUGGAUAAUCAACUUAGGCGCCCUAUCGGUUGUACCCGUCUCGUGGUUAGAGCUGAAAGUGGGUUUCUGGGCUGCUUUUAUGCUACCUUUAUGCUUUUGGGCUCUGGCAAUGAUCGCGCUUCUGGCUGGUCGCACGCGUUAUAUUGUGCGACCUCCGAAUGGAUCAGCUAUUACCAAGGCAAUGCGAAUACUAUGGAUUGGUAUCAGAAGCGGAGGCAAUCUCGAGGCAGCCCGGCCUGCAUCACUGGAAAAGACCGGUGUCUCCGUGACAUGGGAUGAUGUGUUCGUGGACGAACUUAAAUGUGCCCUGGUGGCAUGUCGUGUAUUUUUGAUCUUUCCAUUAUACUGGAUUUGUAGUGGCCAGGCAAGUUCAAACCUUGUCAGUCAAGGUGCCUCGAUGAACACUCAUGGUAUACCGAAUGAUAUGAUGGGAUGUAUUAACCCCAUCACGGUCCUCAUUGCAGUACCAUUGUUUGAGCGCUUUGUUUAUCCGACAUUGCAUCGCCUGCAUAUCAAGUUCAAGCCAAUUAGUCGGAUCGCGACAGGCCUUCUGUUGUCGUCUUGUGCGAUGGCACUAGCGGCCGGCCUCCAGGAACUGAUCUACGAGACCUCCCCAUGUCAAAGAAACCCAGCAGCCGAUAGUUGCAAAGGAGUCUCUCCGAUUCGACGGAUCAGCAUACUUUUGCAAAUACCAGUUUACUGUCUGAUGGGUCUUGCCGAGCUGUUCGCAAUGCUAUCCGGCAUGGAGUAUGCUUAUACCAAAGCGCCACAGUCCAUGCGUAGCAUUAUCAUGUCCCUUUUUCUCCUGGCCGGCGCAUUCGGUUCUUCCAUUGGUGUUUCUCUUUCGCCGACAUCUGUGGAUCCCAAGACGGCUGUUUCAUGGAAAGAUCAUACCGCUGAAAUGGCGAACGUUGCAGCAGCGCCGAAUAUCCCACUAGCUCUUGCUCCAGGGUCGAAGGGCCCGGAGCAGCUCAAGACUGACGGCUUUAACGCAAACGCACAGGUCACAGAUGACGGUCGCGUGGAUAUCUCGCUUAACGAGGACGACCCUCAGGUAGCUGGCCUGUUGGAUGCUCUCCAGCGAAAGACAACCCGUCGCCCAUCGCAGGUUCAACGUGACGAUACUCCUUUUCCAGUUCGGCUAAACGUGGUGAUUCACGUCGUGGGCUCGCGCGGCGACGUGCAACCAUUCAUCGCCUUGGGUCGAGCUAUGAAAAGACAUGGACACCGCGUGAGACUAGCAACUCAUCUGGUAUUCCGGGAUUUUGUGAAGCGCAAUGGACUGGAGUUCUUCAAUAUCGGGGGCGAUCCGGCUGAGCUCAUGUCGUUUAUGGUGAAGAAUGACAAGCUGAUCCCAAAGAUGGAGACUCUUAGGCAAGGGGGGGUCGGAAAACGUCGCAGAGACAUUAGGAUAAUGCUCGGCGGGUGCUGGAGAUCUUGUUUUGAAGCUGGCGAAGGUAUCGAUAUGACUAGUGACGAGGCAAUCACGGCGGCACCAUUCGUGGCCGAUGCUAUCGUCGCGAAUCCGCCCAGCUUUGCCCAUAUCCACUGUGCAGAGAAACUGGCCAUUCCAUUGCAUCUAAUGUUCACAAUGCCAUGGUCCCCUACUCAAGCCUUUUCGCACCCGUUAGCAAAUAUCCGGGUGGGCGAUAUCAAGCCGUCGGUAGCAAAUUUCGCUUCUUACGGUCUGAUGGAGAUGGUUAUCUGGGAAGGUGUCGGCGAUCUCGUUAAUUCGUUUCGUCGCUUCGAGCUGGGUUUGGAGCAGUUGGAUGUUAUGCGCGCUCCAAGUCUGAUUUCCCGGUUGCGCGUUCCCUUCACCUACAUGUGGUCACCCUCACUCCUACCAAAGCCAGAAGAUUGGCAGGAGCAUAUCGAGGUAACGGGUUUCAACUUCCUAGCCGCAAACACCGACUUCGUGCCUCCCGCAGACCUGGUUGAGUUCUUAGCUGCAGGCCCGCCACCAGUCUAUAUUGGAUUCGGCUCUAUCGUGGUCGAUGACCCGGAUGCUCUGACCAAGAUGAUUCUAGACGCUGUUGAAAUGACCGGCCAACGCGCACUGAUCUCCAAGGGAUGGGGUGGUCUCGGAGCCGAAAGCAUCAAUCGCCCGGACGUCUUCUUCCUCGGAAACUGUCCUCACGACUGGCUAUUCACACGGGUUUCCUGUGUAAUCCACCACGGAGGCGCAGGCACCACAGCUGCAGGCCUUUCCCUAGGCCGGCCAACUACCAUUGUCCCUUUCUUCGGAGACCAGCCCUUCUGGGGUGCCCUGAUUGAGCAUAACGGAGCAGGACCGUCGCCCAUCCCCCACAAAAAGCUUACUGCCGAUCGUCUGGCCGAUGCGAUCCACUUCUGUUUGAAGACCUCCACCAUCCAGAAAGCGCAGAUCCUGGCCGAGAAAAUGUGCGCGGAGGACGGCGCCCGCGAUUGCUUAGCGAGCUUUCAUAGCCAACUCGAUCUUCGUCGGAUGCAGUGCAUGCUAUGUCCUGAUCGUGCCGCUGUCUGGCGUGUUAGACGAACCAAGAUACUGCUCAGUGCCUUUGCAGCUACUUACCUGGUCCAGCAGAAGAAGCUCAACCCGAAAGAUGUCAAAUUGUACCGUGGAAAACGCUACGACAUAAGACAAGGCUGUGAAGGGACGGACAGCUUCACCGGUGCCAUGAGCAAUUUCCUCACCGGGCUCGUCGACGUGCCCAUUGACGCAAUCCACAAUAUCGCGAGUCCGGCUGCGGACCGUUUUGCGGAGAACUACAACUUGCCAUCCUGCGAGGCGCGUAGAGCCAUGUUCACGCAGCCAGCCUCUGACGCAGCGCCGAGUGCAACCUCAGAAAAGGAGCGUGCGCAAACUAAUGAUGAUUCCAAGGAGACCGCUAGUUUGUCAUCCUCGACGACCACGCAGUCGCAGGAAGGAACACCCUCGAUGGUUGUCAAGCGAAAUCCCUUGCAGCGGGUAGUGAUUAACUCGAGUUAUCUGGGUCGCAGGGUGCUGAACUGGGUGGUUGAAGUGCCCAUGGGGGUCACCCUGUUGUUUUCUCAGUUCGCGCAUAUUGCUCCACGAUUCUACAAUGACGAAACUGUGCGCGAGCUACCUGAGGUGACCGGCAUUCGGUCGGGAUUUGUUGCGGCCGGAAAGGAACUCGGAUACGGCUGCUAUGACGGUGUCACUGGUGUUGUAACGCAACCCAGCCGCGGGUGGAAAGAUGGUGGGUUUGGUGGGAUGACCAAAGGCGUAGGGAAAGGUUUAGGUGGCUUGAUCAUUAAACCUCAGGCUGGUAUUUUUGGCUUGAUCGGCUACCCGCUUAAUGGCGUACAUCGAGCCAUUGAACAUUCAUAUGGAGCGGACCGACAGGGCUACAUUGUCAAAUGUCGCAUCAGGCAAGGGGUGGCAGAAUCUCAGGCUGCAUCACAGGAGGAGAAGAUGGCUGUCUUGGAGAAAUGGAAAACUUAUGAGGAAGGAGUUCGAUUGAAGCAUGAGAAGAAGCCUCGCUGA
Aspergillus nomiae NRRL 13137 is the source of this 4143-nucleotide messenger RNA. RefSeq lists its product as uncharacterized. The record is from RefSeq and is a predicted model, not a curated record. Lineage: Eukaryota; Fungi; Ascomycota; Eurotiomycetes; Eurotiales; Aspergillaceae. Gene Ontology annotation, molecular function: UDP-glycosyltransferase activity; transmembrane transporter activity; hexosyltransferase activity. The transcript has 21 exons. Gene Ontology annotation, cellular component: membrane. The coding region runs from base 1 to 4143 and encodes 1380 amino acids. Gene Ontology annotation, biological process: oligopeptide transport; transmembrane transport; carbohydrate metabolic process.